AAGUAGCUAGCUCGCCAAAUUUAGGAGACUGUAAGGAUCUUAUAACCACAGGACAAAUAUGAUCAAGGCUAUUUUGAUUUUCAAUAAUCAUGGGAAACCCCGACUCAUCAGAUUCUACCAGUACUUUGCAGAGGACAUGCAGCAACAAAUCAUUAGAGAAACGUUUCACCUCGUGUCCAAGAGAGACGACAACGUUUGCAAUUUCCUGGAGGGCGGAAGCUUGAUUGGUGGCUCAGACUACAAGCUGAUAUACAGGCACUAUGCUACACUUUACUUUGUGUUCUGUGUGGACUCGUCAGAGAGUGAGCUUGGCAUUUUAGACCUUAUACAGGUCUUUGUAGAAACCCUUGAUAAAUGUUUUGAAAACGUAUGUGAGUUGGACCUCAUCUUUCAUAUGGACAAGGUCCAUUACAUACUGCAGGAGGUUGUAAUGGGAGGAAUGGUGCUGGAGACCAACAUGAAUGAGAUUGUAGCUCAAGUGGAACUCCAGAACAGAAUGGAAAAAUCUGAGUCAACAGUGUGGGUUUUUUUUCCUUUUUUUUGUUUGUUUGUUUGUUUGCUUCAGGGUGGACUGUCUGCAGCACCAGCUCGUGCCGUUUCCGCGGUGAAGAACAUGAACCUUCCAGAAAUACCACGUAACAUCAACAUCGGAGACAUCAACAUAAAAGUGCCGAGCCUAUCUCCUUUCUGAGCCUCCGUCCUCAGCGAAACCCUGGUGUUAGGAACCGGACGUCCCCCCUGUGAUAGUCUCUAUGGACAACCCUCCCUGUGGUUGAUUUUGGACACUGAUACUCAUGUCAAUAAUUAUACUUAACUUUGUGGACUGGCCAAAGAUCAACAGCCAAAAGGAUCUUUACUGUCUGCUCAGUAAAGUUCUGUGUUUGAGUCUAUAGGGCCAAAACAAUGAGUCUUUCAUUUCAACCAAUGGGUUUGGGGGAAAACAUCCUACCAUUGUUACAUAUAGCAUUAUUUUUUAAAGGUUCUCGCACUGACAACAUUCCAAAAUCAAGAAAGAUUAUAGUGGAUGCAGUAGUCCUUUUGUUUAACCUGCCCAAUCAAUCCAUAUCUGCUUACCUUCCAAUUGUUACAUACAUGUGUGUGUUAUAUUUAUAUAUUGUCUUAUUAAAAUACGGU
This is a messenger RNA of Chanos chanos (milkfish), 1134 nucleotides long. RefSeq names its product adaptor related protein complex 3 subunit sigma 2 (gene ap3s2). The transcript is spliced from 6 exons. Bases 59 to 691 code for a protein of 210 amino acids. Gene Ontology annotation, biological process: Golgi to vacuole transport; intracellular protein transport. Lineage: Eukaryota; Metazoa; Chordata; Actinopteri; Gonorynchiformes; Chanidae. The record is from RefSeq and is a predicted model, not a curated record. Gene Ontology annotation, cellular component: AP-3 adaptor complex; membrane coat.